Messenger RNA from Schistosoma curassoni, 250 nucleotides. Lineage: Eukaryota; Metazoa; Platyhelminthes; Trematoda; Strigeidida; Schistosomatidae. The record is from the annotation of a GenBank genome assembly.
AUGUUAAUACAUACACCUAUCUGUCAAGAAGUUGUACAUGGUAUCGCCUUCAUCAAUUUCUUGAUCUAUUUGUCUAUUCAUCUAUCUAACAAUAUAUGUGUAUAUAUCGUCUUAGUUGGUGACUGUUUAAAGUUUGAAAAUACAACUCAUCCGCAAGUUAAACCCAAACUGCAAUCUAAUCAACAGAAUACCAUUAUCAAUCCAAGACAAUCGGAGAAUUUUGCAAACUGUCGUUAUUCAGGUGUUCAAA